Molecule: messenger RNA, 7810 nt
Organism: Opisthocomus hoazin
Lineage: Eukaryota; Metazoa; Chordata; Aves; Opisthocomiformes; Opisthocomidae
Source: RefSeq, a predicted model, not a curated record
AUGGAGGUGCUGCAGUGUGAUGGCUGUGAUUUUCGAGCUCCAUCUUAUGAAGACCUAAAAGCUCACAUUCAGGAUGUUCACACUGCUUUUCUGCAGCCAACUGAUGUCUCUGAGGAAAGUCCUAGCCAGCCAAGGUCUGGUUCCAUGAAUGCUAGCAACCAGACUGAGGUUGAAUAUUCUUCAGUAAAGGAUGAAUUUACGAUUUCAGAUGAAAUAGCAGGGCAAAAUACAACAAGUCAGAUGGGAACUGGAAGUUACUAUAGCCAGAGCCAGACUUUCUAUGGUCAGCACAUGGCUCCAAAUCCCAAACCAACCAACAAGUUUUUCCAGUGCAAGUUCUGUGUGCGUUACUUCCGUUCCAAAAACCUCCUCAUAGAGCACACACGCAAGGUUCAUGGAACACAGGCUGGGGGGAGCUCAGUGGGGCCACCGACUGCUAGUGCCCUAAAUUACAGCAUCAUGAUGCAUGAAGGGUUUGGCAAAGUUUUCAGUUGCCAGUUCUGCACCUACAAGUCACCCAGGCGCGCGAGGAUUAUUAAGCACCAGAAAAUGUAUCACAAAAACAACCUGAAAGAGAGUUCAACCCCUCCUACUGCUGCUGCUGCUAUGUCUGAAUCAACAUCUGCUUCUGUGCCAGUGCAGGAACCCUGCAAGGAGCUGCCUGCAGAGGUGGUGGAGCGGAGCAUUUUGGAAUCCAUGGUCAAGCCCCUGACAAAAUCUAGGGGCAACUUUUGCUGCGAAUGGUGCAGCUACCAGACACCUCGAAGGGAGCGCUGGUGUGACCACAUGAUGAAGAAGCACCGCAGCAUGGUAAAAAUACUGUCAAGCCUGAGGCAGCAACAAGAUGGAACUGGUGCACCUGAUGUACAGAGUAAGAGUGCCCAGAAUGCCUCUCCAAGCUCUAAUUAUGUCUCAAUGAGUACAACAGGACGUGAGAUGUCGAAUGCUAAUAUCUCAAACUUCAGGAGCUCUAUGGCCAAUUCUCUUAUCAGGCCCAACUCUUCUACAUCUUCCAAGUUUUCUUCUAUGUCUUACCCUCAAAUGAAGCCUAAGUCAUCUCACAACUCGGGCAUAGUUAAUUUGUCUGACAGAUCCCGCUAUGGAAUUGCUGAUAUGACAAAUUCUUCUGCUGACCUGGAAACAAGCAGUAUGCUAAAUGACUCCAGCUCAGAUGAAGAGCUAAAUGAAAUGGACAGUGAGAAUGGCUUGAACUCCAUGGAUCACCAGACCUCAGGAAUGUCUGCAGAGCAGCUGAUGGGAUCUGAUGGCAACAAACUAUUGGAAACAAAGGGGAUUCCCUUUAGAAGGUAUAUGAACAGGUUCCAGUGUCCUUUUUGCCCUUUCCUGACAAUGCACCGCCGAAGCAUUUCCCGUCACAUUGAGAACAUCCACCUGUCUGGGAAGACAGCUGUGUACAAGUGUGAUGAAUGCCCCUUUACCUGCAAGAGUUCGUUAAAGCUUGGUGCCCACAAGCAAUGUCACACAGGAACAACAUCAGACUGGGACGCUAUGAACUCCCAGAGUGAAAGCAUUGCCUCUUCUUUGAAUGACAGCACAGUGUCUUAUGAGAGUGGCAAUAUAAAUGGCAGGAAGUCAGCUGGGAUGAUGGAACCGGUGCAGCCACAGCAGCAACAGCAACAACAGCAGUCUCCUCAGCCCCAUUCACAGCAUCCAUACAAGUGCACAAUGUGCAACUAUUCCACCACAACUUUGAAAGGCCUCAGAGUUCAUCAGCAGCACAAGCAUUCAUUCUGUGACAACUUGCCAAAAUAUGAUGGACCGCCAUCAAACACACCACAAGAGAGUGAGACAGAUGCUCACCCCUCUGCCAGCACAGUGAAGAAGAGCCAGACCUCCAUCCUUGGGCUAUCAUCUAAAAAUAACUUUGUUGCGAAGGCCCCUCGGAAGGUGUCAAAUGACUUCCCGUUAGAUCUCUCUCCAGUGAAAAAGAGAACUAGAAUUGAUGAAAUAGCGAGCAACCUGCAGAGUAAGAUCAACCAAAACAAACAGCAAGAAGAUGCUGUGAUUAAUGUAGAAGAUGAUGAGGAAGAGGAGGAGGACAAUGAGGUGGAGAUAGAAGUGGAGUUAGACAGAGAAGAGGAGCAAACAGAACCAAUGAUAGAGGUUUCCAGUUCUUACGCACCCCAGCAAAUGUGGGGCAGAGAGUCUAAUGAUUCCCAGAAGGAGACAAAUUUUAGAAGCAUGCAGCAUGACUACAAUUCCACCAAUGGAGCGGAGAUUGAGCUCACUUUAUCUGAAGAUGAGGAAGACUAUUAUUCUUCUGUCAGCAUGAAAGGCCAUCAGAGCCCUAAUGCAUCUGUUCUGGGGAACCAGUCAAACAUGUAUGGUACUGAUCAGAACAACGAGAAUUCAGAGUUUAAUGACUCUGGCAGGCUUUACUAUUGUAAACACUGUGAUUUCAGCAACAAAUCUGCCAGAAGUGUUAGCACCCACUACCAGCGAAUGCAUCCCUAUAUUAAAUUCAGCUUUAGGUAUAUCCUGGAUCCAAAUGAUCACAGUGCAGUAUACCGAUGUCUUGAGUGCUAUAUUGACUACACAAACUUCGAAGACCUGCAGCAGCAUUAUGGAGAGCAUCACCCUGAAGCUAUGAAUGUACUGAACUUUGAUCAUUCUGAUCUGAUCUACCGCUGUCGCUUCUGCUCUUAUACAAGCCCGAAUGUUAGAAGCCUGAUGCCACAUUACCAAAGAAUGCAUCCCACAGUGAAAAUUAACAAUGCAAUGAUAUUUUCAAGCUAUGUCAUUGAGCAGCAAGAAGGGCUGAACACAGAGUCUCAGACACUGAGAGAGAUCUUGAAUUCUGCUCCAAAAACUAUGGCAACCUCCACCCCCGUGGCUCGCGGGGCUGGUGUGCCAGCUGGUUAUAACAAAAGUGCCGCCAAGAGUUUUAGUCCUGAAUGUGAAAAUCAGAAGGAACCUGCAGUCAAUACUGUGGUUGUUUAUGACUGUGACGUGUGUUCAUUUGCAAGCCCUAACAUGCAUUCGGUUCUGGUGCAUUACCAGAAAAAGCACCCUGAAGAAAAAGCAUCAUAUUUCAGAAUUCAGAAGACCAUGCGUGUAGUCUCUGUUGACAGGGGCUCUGCCCUGGCUCAGAUGUCUUUUGAGUUGGGGACGCCUGUCUCCCCAAAACUGUCCAACUUGGCUUCUCAACCUCCACCUCCCCCACCACCACCCCCAGACCUUGCUACCGAGCUCUAUUAUUGCAAGCACUGUUCGUACAGCAACCGCUCAGUUGUGGGAGUGCUUGUCCACUACCAGAAAAGGCACCCAGAGAUAAAGGUCACUGCCAAAUAUAUCAGACAGGCACCCCCCACCGCAGCGAUGAUGAGGGCUGGUGAGUUGCCACCUGGUAUUCAGAGGCCACCAGUGUCAAUGCAGCAGUUGAGCCGGGGUGGAUCUGAGACCUCUGUGAAUCCUCCUGAGAACGAAAUGUUCUUCUGCCAACACUGUGAUUAUGGAAAUCGGACUGUGAAAGGCGUGCUUAUUCAUUAUCAAAAGAAGCAUCGUGACUUCAAAGCUAACGCAGAUGUCAUCAGGCAGCAUACAGCCACCAUUAGAAGCCUUUGUGAUCGUAGCCAGAAGAAAUCGACUGGCAGCGUACCUUCUCACACCUCCAGCACCGAACGGGACAAGUCAAAGCUGAGAGCCCUCAAGUGCAGGCAGUGUAGCUACACAUCACCUUACUUCUAUGCGCUGAGGAAGCAUAUUAAGAAAGACCACCCGAGUCUGAAGGCCACGGUCACAUCCAUUCUGAGAUGGGCAUUCUUGGAUGGCUUAAUAGAAGUUGGUUAUCACUGUGAAUGGUGCAUUUAUUCACACACAGAGCCAAGUGGUUUGCUUGUGCAUUACCAAAGGAGACAUCCUGAGCAUUAUGUUGACUAUACAUAUAUGGCAACUAAACUCUGGGCAGGUCCUGAUCCUUCCCCUCCUGCCCUAGUGAUGCCAACAGAGUUAAAGAGCUAUAAAUGUAGAGAUUGCAUUUUUGAAGCAUCUUCCAUUUGGGACAUUACUAAUCACUACCAAGCAUUUCACCCUUGGGCCAUGAAUGGAGAUGAAUCUGUGUUGUUAGAUAUCAUUAAGGAGAAAGAUGCUGCUGAGAAAUCCAUCCCGCAGCCCGAUGACGCUGGGACCAGGAUGGAUUCUGAAGACCAGAUAACAACAUCACAGAUGGAUCAGGAUGCAGAGUGUGCAGAUGAUCCCAGCCUAUCCCAGGAAAAAGCUGUCCAGCUGGCUUCUGCAAACCCUGCCAUCUCCUCCACUCCAUACCAGUGUACAGUUUGCCAGUCUGAAUACAACAACUUGCACGGCCUCCUGACACAUUAUGGCAAAAAGCAUCCUGGCAUGAAAGUGAAAGCUGCGGACUUUGCUCAGGAUAUAGACAUUAACCCAGGGGCUGUAUAUAAAUGCAGACAUUGCCCAUACAUUAAUACACGUAUUCAUGGCGUUCUCACACACUACCAGAAACGGCACCCAUCAGUAAAAGUCACUGCUGAAGACUUUGUGCAUGAUGUGGAGCAGUCAAAUGAUAUUGCUCAGAAUGACGUAGAAGAGACAAGUAGGAUUUUCAAGCAAGGCUAUGGUGCUUAUCGGUGCAAACUCUGCCCUUACACCCAUGGAACACUUGAAAAGCUGAAAAUUCACUAUGAGAAGUACCACAAUCAACCUGAAUUUGAUGUUUUUGCCCAGUCACCACCAAAAAUGUCUGCCCCAGUGGAGCCAGACAUGGUAACUGAAAUCAAGGCCUCCCCCGAAAUUGCUGCUGAGGAUGUUGGAGAAAUCUCUGUGCCAGGACCUCGUUUCUCCAGUUCUCAUUUAGUGUCUCACACAGUUUUCCGGUGUCAGCUCUGCAAAUAUUUCUGUUCGACCCGGAAGGGGAUAGCUAGGCACUACCGCAUCAAACAUAACAAUGUCCGGGCACAGCCAGAGGGCAAGAACAACCUCUUUAAAUGUGCUUUGUGUUCGUAUACCAAUCCUAUCCGUAAAGGGCUUGCGGCACACUACCAGAAAAGACAUGACAUUGAUGCUUACUACACUCACUGCUUAGCAGCCUCCAGGACGGUAAGCGACAAACCCAAUAAAGUGAUCAUUCCAUCUCCUCCCAAGGAUGACACUCCUCAGUUAAGCGAGGAGCUGAGGAGAGCUGUAGAGAAGAAGAAAUGUUCACUUUGUUCCUUCCAGUCCUUCAGCAAAAAGGGUAUUGUGUCCCACUACAUGAAGCGUCACCCUGGUGUUUUCCCUAAGAAGCAGCAUGCGAGCAAGCUGGGGGGUUACUUCACUGCCGUGUAUGCCGAUGAGCAUGAAAAGCCAACUCCAGCCGAGGAGAGGAAUGACUUUGAAAAGCUUGAGGUGGAGACUGAGGCUCAGGAGAUUGAGUGGCUUCCCUUCAGGUGCAUAAAAUGUUUCAAGCUGUCCUUCAGCACAGCAGAGCUGCUGUGCAUGCAUUACACCGACCACCACAGCAAGGAUUUGAAGAGGGACUUCACCAUACUGGGAAGCGGCACCCGCACUCAGAACCCUCUCUACCAGUGCAAGCACUGUGAUAUGAAAUUGCAUAGCACAGCAGAGCUGACCGCACACUUGAAUGGUCACAAUGAGGAAUUCCAGAAGCGUGCCAAACGUCAGGAGAGGAGGAAGCAGCUUUUAAGCAAGCAGAAAUAUGCAGAUGGUGCUUUUGCAGAUUUCAAGCAAGAGAGGGCUUUUGGACACUUGGAAGAUGUUUCAAAACUUAAGGAGAGGAAGGUGGUUGGCUACAAAUGCAAAUUUUGUGUGGAAGUCCAUCCAACACUUCGAGCUAUCUGUAAUCACCUCCGCAAGCAUGUCCAGUAUGGGAAUGUCUCUUCUGUGUCAGCUACAGUAAAGGGUCUGCGAUCUCACGAGAGGAGUCACUUGGCUCUGGCCAUGUUUACCCGGGAAGACAAGUACAGCUGCCAGUAUUGCUCCUUUGUCUCUGCUUUCAGGCACAAUCUGGAUCGUCAUAUGCAGACCCAUCAUGGACACCAUAAGCCAUUCCGUUGCAAACUGUGCCCAUUCAAGUCCUCAUAUAAUAGCCGCCUGAAAACCCAUAUACUGAAGGCUCACGCUGGUGAACAUGCCUACAAAUGUUCCUCCUGCUCAUUUUCCACCAUGACAAUCAGCCAGCUGAAAGAGCACUCCUUGAAAGUGCAUGGGAAAGCACUGACACUACCAAGACCCCGCAUGGUCAACUUUGCAGCCUCACAGGAAUUUAAUUGUCUAAGGAAAGCCAUGACGUUUGAACAGGUGGAAUCUUCAUCUGACUCUUCAUACUCCGAGCCUCCUGAUGUUCAGCAGCAGUUGAAUCACUACCAGUCUGCAGCUUUGGCCAGGAACAACAACAUCAGCCCAAUCCCACUUUCUGUGAGUGCUGCAGGAGUGGAAAAAACAGAAGCCAUCCUUAACUGUGAAUUUUGUGAAUUCUCCUCGGGUUACAUACAGAGCAUUCGGCGUCAUUACCGUGACAAGCACGGAGGGAAAAAACUCUUCAAGUGCAAAGAUUGUUCCUUUUAUACAGGCUUUAAAUCUGCUUUUACUAUGCACGUGGAAGCUGGGCAUUCAGCAGUUCCUGAGGAAGGACCCAAAGACCUUCGCUGUCCUCUUUGCCUAUAUCAUACCAAAUAUAAACGCAACAUGAUUGACCAUAUAGUUCUGCACAGAGAAGAGCGGGUCGUUCCCAUUGAAGUCUGCCGUUCCAAACUGUCAAAGUACUUGCAGGGAGUUGUUUUCCGCUGUGAUAAGUGUACCUUUACCUGCUCCAGUGAUGAGAGCUUGCAGCAGCACAUAGAGAAGCACAAUGAACUGAAACCUUACAAAUGCCAACUCUGCUACUAUGAGACCAAACACACAGAGGAGCUGGAUGCUCACCUUCGAGAUGAGCACAAGGUGAGUCGUAAUUUUGAGCUGGUUGGACGGGUUAACUUGGACCAGCUGGAACAAAUGAAGGGGAAAACGGAGAGCUCCAGCAGUGACGAAGAAGAAAAAGAAGAAGAGUUAAGCCCCAAGACUGAAGAGAGAGAUCCCAUGAUGUUUCCUGACAGCGGUGUUCCAGAGAAACGCUUCCCAUGUGAGUUCUGUGGCCGGUCCUUUACAGAAGGCUCUGAGUGGGAGCGACACGUGCUGAGACAUGGCAUGGCACUGAAUGAAAGCAAGCACAGGACCAGUGAGGACAGCCAGCCAAAGGAGGACAUAGAAGAAACCGUUAGCACACCGCCCGAAGAAAAAGAAGGCAUUGAGAAAAUGAUGGUGGACUAUUCCCACAACAGUGAAACAGCAGUCAGCGUGGUAGCUGCUGACAAAUCUCUCCAAGACAACUCGGAGGCCAAAAAUGAAUAAGCAUUUGGUGUGAUUCUAAUCAACGUACUUGAACGUGAUGAACGGGGUGGGGUGGGUGGGCGGGGUGGGCAGAAGGAAGAAAUAAAGCUGCUUUUAGGACUGAAUGAUCUAUUUUCAAAGCACUGGUACCUGUGUGAGUGUGUGUAUAUUAACGUUAUUUAAGUGAUGGAGUAAGUGGCUCCAUUACAUCACUUCAUCUUUUCUUCUGGAUCUUGACAAUGGGAAGUUACAUUCAUCUUGGACUAAUGAAGCAACUCCCCGUAUUCCUACAUUACACAUCGUGCUUUGCAGUGGAGACUUGGAUUGUUUGUGAAUGGAAGCAUCGUGAGCAUGGAAGAAGUGUGGGGGGGACAACUUUUCAACGCACAAAUUUGGGUGCGUUUUUCUAGUUUUAAUACAUAACGCUUUUCCAGACUGAAUGCAACUGCUUUAGAAAAGAAAAAAA